AUGCCGGUGUUCAAGGCUCCGUUCAACGGUUACUCAGUGAAAUUCAGUCCAUUCUACGAGUCACGCCUCGCCGUCGCCACCGCUCAGAACUUCGGAAUCCUUGGAAACGGUCGGAUCCAUGUGCUCGAGCUGUCUCCUGGAGCUCCAGGAGUCACUGAAUCCAUGGCGUUCGAUACAGCAGACGCAGUAUACGACGUAUGUUGGUCGGAAUCUCAUGACUCUGUACUCGUCGCAGCAAUCGGUGACGGAUCCGUGAAGAUUUACGACACAGCUCUUCCUCCACCUUCAAAUCCGAUCCGAUCUUUCCAAGAACACGCGCGUGAGGUUCACUCAGUAGAUUAUAACCCCACGCGCCGUGAUUCGUUUCUCACGGCGUCGUGGGAUGAUACGGUGAAGCUCUGGGCAAUGGAUCGUCCGGCGAGUAUCAGGACAUUUAAGGAACAUGCGUAUUGCGUUUACCAAGCGAUUUGGAACCCUAAACAUGGUGAUGUGUUUGCAUCUGCUUCAGGUGAUUGUACUUUGAGGAUUUGGGAUGUAAGAGAACCUGGAUCAACUAUGAUUAUACCUGCUCAUGAUUUCGAGAUUUUGUCCUGUGAUUGGAACAAGUACGAUGAUUGUAUCUUAGCUACUUCUUCAGUGGACAAGACGAUCAAGGUAUGGGAUGUGAGGAGUUACAGGGUUCCUUUAGCUGUGCUUAAUGGUCAUGGUUAUGCGGUGAGGAAAGUGAAAUUCUCGCCGCAUCGGAGGAAUUUGAUGGCUUCUUGUUCUUAUGAUAUGACUGUAUGUCUUUGGGAUUACAUGGUGGAAGAUGCUUUGGUUAGUCGGUAUGAUCAUCAUACUGAAUUUGCUGUUGGGAUCGACAUGAGUGUUCUUGUUGAAGGUUUAAUGGCGAGUACAGGUUGGGACGAGCUUGUUUACAUUUGGCAACAAGGGAUGGAUCCAAGAGCGAGUUGA
This is a messenger RNA of Arabis nemorensis, 954 nucleotides long. NCBI's taxonomy places the organism in Eukaryota, Viridiplantae, Streptophyta, Magnoliopsida, Brassicales, Brassicaceae. The record is from the annotation of a GenBank genome assembly.